Molecule: messenger RNA, 3339 nt
Organism: Biomphalaria glabrata
Lineage: Eukaryota; Metazoa; Mollusca; Gastropoda; Planorbidae
Exons: 9
Coding region: 217-1395 (392 amino acids)
Biological process (GO): G protein-coupled receptor signaling pathway
Cellular component (GO): plasma membrane
Molecular function (GO): G protein-coupled receptor activity
Source: RefSeq, a predicted model, not a curated record
AAUAACUUGUGGUGCUAUGAAACGGAAGUGGAGAAACACAAACAAUUAAAAGAUCAAGUCAGAGUUCCUUUGGGAAUAUCACCAAAUAUUCUUUUAUGUCAUUGUCUUUUAGACAACCAAAACUAAGCAAACAAAAGGUAUUACUGCUACGUUCUGUCCAUCCUACCAACGCAUGUGAGGCGUCGCUCUGGUUCCAUCCUUCCUUCUUACGUAAUAAUGGGCCUCAGUCCUGAGGAGGAGGAAGUCCAACGGCUCUAUGGCGAAGGGAAAACGUUUCUAUUGGUUACGUCCAUUGUCUUUGCAACGUUUGGGAUACCAGGUAACAUCCUGGCAGCACUGGCAGUUAGACACCGGAAGCUGAGAGACACUGACUUAACCAUGUACUGGGUCAGCUUGUGUUUAUUCAACACUUUGUCUAUAGCCAUCUAUUUUCUAAGACAUUUCACUUCAAGUAUAGUGGGCAAAGACGUUAAAGAUUUAACUUAUUACAUGUGUGGAAUCUGGAUUCUACUUUGUCAUUUGUCCUUUAGUAUUGUCAGUUGGCAUCAUGUAGCGCUAGUAGUCAACCGGACUUUAUAUUUCACAUUAGAGCUUAAAGAUUUGCAGAGAAAAUGGCCGCCUCACUAUACAGUGACCGCGAUAUGUCUGUUUUGUGGUGCGUACAAUGUCUUCAUCACCAACUUUGGGGUCACCCACACAUUCAGCGAGAGACCUGAUGAUGGUCAGCAACAGAAUGGUCAGAACAGAGAAGGGGAGGUGAAAUAUGAACACUUCGUGACCUGUGAGCUAGGCCCAAGCAAGCUAUGGCCUUUUCUGAUUUUCUUCUUCAACGCAGUGCUUCCAGCUGUAGCUGUGGUAGUCCUCAAUCUCUAUUUGAUGCACCUUAAAUCUCAUCCCACAAGUCUAGUCAUUAAAAGAAAUGGCCCGUCUUCCAUAAGUAUGAGACGCAAGCUGAUGAAGAUUAUUGUCAUCUACAAUUUUAUGUUCGUCGUCUCCAUAUUACCUUUUUACAUCGUCAACUUCACGGUCAAUAGAAUGCUGCCAGCAACUUCAACAGUGAAAGAAUCUAAAGCAUUACUUGCUUUGCACACGAGCCAAGCUUUGAUAUUGGCCAAUCAGGCAGCGCCGUUGUAUCUCUCUUGCGCAUACUCACACAGGUUCCGUAGAGAGUGCUUCCAGUUCCUGUUGCCUGUUUUGGUCAAGUUCAAUCCAGAGUUAGAGCAGUACCGCAUGGCAGCUUACUAUACAAAGGAAGACUCGGAGGGAAGUUUUAUCACGAAGGUGAGCGACUUUCCACAUUGUCUCAAACAAAACUAUCAAACUCCAGUGCAAGAUGACAACUGGAAACCUACUGAAAAUGAUCUGAACUUAAUCAGGUCAUCCACCUCCGUUUAGACCUGCGUUCUACUUCAGACAAAAUCUUUGGAAACUUUCAUAUCUUCGUUACUCUCAGACGCAGGGCCGGAUUUAAUUAUGUUGAGGCCUCGGGGCAGGAUUUUUGAGGAGGCCACUACAAUUUUGUUUUUCGAAAUAUCCACUUAUAAAUGAAAAAGUUUAGAUCUAAAGUUAUGCUAUAUUUUAUAAGAAAGAGAAAAAAAAAGAGUUAUUGUAAAUUUAACUCUUUCUCUCCUAACUGACGAUACCAACGCUGAUUCCACUAGAACAGCGGUUCUCAACCUUUUAAGCUCGGCGACCCCUUUUUACAAUCCCCCACUCUGCCGCGACCCCUACCCACCCUCACACAUACAGCAAUAGAAUAGUAGACAAUAACUUUCCACCAUUUUGAUGGUCUUAGGCGACCCCUGUUAAAUUGUCAGUCGACCCCAAAUGGGGUCGCGACCCACAGGUUGAGAACCCCUGCACUAGAAUGUGAUUAAUAAUUACGGAGAGAAAGAGUUAAUCUCACUUUUCUUUUAGAAAAAAUAGUUAAUCCAUUUUUUUUUAGUCUAUAUUUUUGAGUUUGUGGAUGUUAAGGCCCUUUUAAAGAUGUAUUUACUUAUUCCGAGCAUGCUACACACACUUCUUAAUCAUAUGUUUUGUCAGCCGACAAAGAAAUGUUAGAAAAAAAUAAUUAAAAAGUUUAUGACCCGUUGAAAUUCGUAUAUAUUUUUAUCUCUUUUGUGGAUGACCCUUUCUUAUGGCUGCCUGGUCGUGCGGUUUGCGCGCUGGACUGUCGAUCAGAUUUAUCGAUGUUCGAUGGUUCAAACCCUGCCCGCUCCCAUCCCCCGUCGUCCUGCGGGAGGUUUGGACUAGGAAGUAAUUAUAUUCCACUCUGAAGGAACAUCCGAAACUUGUAAAAAAUGUUACAAACAAAACAUUUUGUGGAGCACCCGGGCAGUAGCCCCACAUGCCCUCCCUUAAAUCCGGCCCCGCUCAGGCGUAUGAGCAGUAAUACAGCCAGUGGGUAGCCUGCCUGUAGCACGAUAGUGAACUGAACAACUAGAACACAGACAUGAAAUGUUUCACUAAGACUUGAACUUUAUAAAAUGUUUCACUAAGACUUGAGCUUUAUAAAAUGUUUCACCAAGACUUGAACUUUAUAAAAUGUUUCACUAAGACAUGAACUUUAUAAAAUGUUUCACCAAGACUUGAACUUUAUAAAAUGUUUCACUAAGACUUGAACUUUAUAAAAUGUUUCACCAAGACAUGAACUUUAUAAAAUGUUUCACCAAGACUUGAACUUUAUAAAAUGUUUCACCAAGACUUGAACUUUAUAAAAUGUUUCACUAAGACUUGAACUUUAUAAAAUGUUUCACUAAGUCUUGAACUUUAGGAAAUGUUUCACUAAGACUUGAACUUUAUUAAAUGUUUCACUAAGACUUGAACUUUAGGAAAUGUUUCACUAAGACUUGAACUUUAUAAAAUGUUUCAUUAAGACUUGAACUUUAUAAAAUGUUUCACUAAGACUUGAACUUUAUAAAAUGUUUCAUUAAGACUUGAACUUUAUAAAAAGUUUCACUAAGACUUGAACUUUAUAAAAUGUUUCAUUAAGACUUGAACUUUAUAAAAUGUUUCACUAAGACUUGAACUUUAUAAAAUGUUUCACCAAGACUUGAACUUUAUAAAAUGUUUCACCAAGACUUGAACUUUAUAAAAUGUUUCACUAAGACUUGAACUUUAUAAAAUGUUUCAUUAAGACUUGAACUUUAUAAAAUGUUUCACUAAGACUUGAGCUUUAUAAAAUGUUUCACUAAGACUUGAACUUUAUAAAAUGUUUCACUAAGACUUGAACUUUAUAAAAUGUUUCAUUAAGACUUGAACUUUAUAAAAUGUUUCACCAAGACUUGAACUUUAUAAAAUGUUUCACUAAGACUUGAACUUUAUAAAAUGUUUCACUAA